AUAAAUUGGUAAAGCAAAAAAAAAAAGAAUGUCAUGGAAUAAUAAACAACUUAACUUGACCCUUUAAUACAGGUAUUUUUUUUAAAGAGAAAGGGUAUUUUUCGUUCCUUCCUUAAAUAACAAAACGUAAAUACUUAAAAUAGUUUUGUUUAUAUAUUAUUGAUAAUAAAGGUCACACCGUGAAGCGUGUAACAGUUUGGUUAAUUAUAAUAGGAGUGACGUCACGACUCCCCCGGCAUUCACACGCGCGCAAGUUGUAGCCUACACGAGCGCGAACGUGCGGAGCUCCAGGUGAGACGAACAUCUGAUAGAAUAGAGAUUUUGAGUAGUUACCUAAAUAAUGGUCAUGAAUUAUACAAAAAGUCUGGAAAUCAUUAACUAGCGGACGGUCGGAUCAUGGACUCACCAUCUGUAAUCCUGGAAACACUGAAAAAGAGAAAUAAAGAGUUUGAGGCAAUAGUGCGGAUGGAUGGAUGUGUGCCCUUCUCAAAUCAGGUGGCCGGACAUAAAUGCGGAAUCAAUAACACUGGAUUUCAGUCUCUGGUUCACUAUACUUGUACAGGUGUUCUGCAGCAUCCUGAUGGCACAAUACUCAAACAGCUACAACCUCCUCCGAGAGGCCCACGAGAGAUGCUCUUUUACAAACAGGUUUAUGCUAAAGACUGCACAGAUGCAAAGCUACUGGAUCUGCAGCAACAUCUUCCCAAGUUCUAUGGCACAUGGGCACCACAGGAGUCCCCAAAUGAGGUCUAUCUAAAGCUGGAGGAUGUGACACAGGGGUUUUUACGGCCCUGCAUCAUGGAUGUGAAGAUCGGGAGGAGAAGUUACGAUCCGUUCGCAUCACAAGAGAAACGUGAAGAGCAGAUCAGGAAGUAUCCUCUGAUGGAGGAGAUCGGCUUUCUGUUACUGGGAAUGAGGGUGUACCAGAUGGACUCAAAGAGCUACAUUACCCAUGACCAGUUCUAUGGACGUAGUCUUGGAAAGGACACAGUUAAAAAUGGGUUGGCUAGAUUCUUCAAUAAUGGUAAAGACAUAAGGAGAGAUGCAAUUUCCCUGAUCAUCUGUAAAAUCCAAAGCAUCCUCCGCUGGUUUGAGAACCAGACUCAGAUGCAUUUCUAUGCCAGUUCUCUGCUGCUGGUCUAUGAAGGUUUUCCCCACGGAGUCAAUGGAACGAAACACAGGAAAAUUGAGCUUAUGCAGGAGUCAGAGUGUAACCACACCAGUUUAACCCAAUCAGGACACCCAUGCAGUCAACCAUACGACACUGAUCUUCUUCAUGACAUCCGGAGUGAGAGGAACAUUAAUGGAACUUGUGGAGAAAGUGAGGACUUUAGUAUGGAGCAUCAGAAAGAGGUCGGACCAGAUGAAAGAGUGGAGGUGAAGAUGAUCGAUUUCGCUCAUGUGUUUAUUAGUGACAGUACAGAUGAGAGCUAUAUGUACGGACUGAGGAACCUUCUAUCAAACUUAGAGGAAAUAUUAAAGGACUAACAUGUCCUUAUCUCUCCCUGUCUCUCUGUAUCUCUCUUCGUACUUUAUGGAGCCUGACCGUACAAUACAAAUUUUAUGAGGUAGCUAAUUCAUCUUAAUUCGUACAAUCACAUUUAUACAUUUUGGUUCGAUUUGCUUUCACCCCUGUGAUGUGGGAUUACGGGCAGGGUUAGCGGAAGGGUUUCAUUAUUGUUUUUUCCUCUAAAAAUCAUAUUUUUGCACGAUUCACACAGCCAUAUCAUAAAAUACAAAUUCUUGUGAGAUCAGUUUGGAUAAGGAUCACUAUAAUAUAAAUUUUCUUUGCUUGAAAAAUUUUAUGAGAACUGUUGCUUUAAAUCAGAUUAUUAGCAAAUUGAGAACACACUUACUGUGUAAGUACUGACUUUUCUUAAUGAAAUACCAACGAAAGCACCGUGUCUUUCUGCAAAAUAAUAUUUUCAACCUAAAUUUUACUUCGAUUUUAUCUGUAACAUUUAUGCUAACCUUUUCUCACUGCCAAAAAUAUCCACUAUAAGCAGAUGCAAAGCCACUAAGCAAAAAUGUCACGCUGGACCAUAAAAACCUAUACAGUAAAAAUGUGAGGAAUGAAAUUACAUUUUUAUUCAUUCCCUAACAGCCUUUUGUUUUUUUUUAAAUUCGACCACUUUUGUGGUUUUCACAAAAGGUUCACAAAAUGCCUUCCAGGAUAAUUUUCUUCUAUAAAUAUAUAAACAAAUAUAUCAAAUGAAAGAACAGACCCUCUGCUUUCAAAUAAAUAAACAAACAAAACAGGUAAAAACAUUUAAUUCUAUCUUCAUUUUUCUUUGUAUAACCUCUUAUAUAUGGAUAGGCUUCUUUAAAAAUACAAAUUUUUUGAGCAAAAGCUGAAAUAAUUGCAUUUUUGUAAAGGAAUUUUGUUAGAGAUCAGAUUCAGAAUGAUGAUCAAAACAUACACAGACAUUUAAAAAGUUGUAAAAUUAGUUGUUGCUUCAGUUUUUUUUAAUUGGGUAAGAGUGCCAUCUAGUGGACAGAAUUACAGAUUACAGUAAAAACUCAUCAGGAAAGCGUCAUUGGCAGGGAAAUAUUUCUGCUAAUUGACGAGAUAACUAGCAUAAUGCUAUUACUAAAUACUGUGGUUCUGGUAAAGCACACAAACGUGUUAUCUGUAUUUUCAUAUUUCAAAUGUUGCACUGAAUAAAGCAGAUUAAGCAGUUUGUCGUUAUUAAUAUUUCAUCUUUUAAGGGUUAAACUAAACCACAUGCAUACUAAUGCAUCAUGUUGACACCAGAUGUGUAAAAU
Messenger RNA from Misgurnus anguillicaudatus (oriental weatherfish), 2766 nucleotides. The record is from RefSeq and is a predicted model, not a curated record. NCBI's taxonomy places the organism in Eukaryota, Metazoa, Chordata, Actinopteri, Cypriniformes, Cobitidae.